AAUGAAUGCGUAUUAACGCGACGUCGUCAAAUCACAGCCUUGACCUCAUAAACCGGUCUCCGGUUUUAUUACAUAUUGCAUCUCGCACCUUGUACUUCUGAUUAAGGGACUGGUACACGCCAAGGCAAGUUGCACUCUCUACAUUCCCCUCGGUUUAAAAUAUAGGAGUCAGUAUGGCGCGCGACUCUGCUGAAGUACAAAAUGCGCAGUCUACAGAUAAAAAUGCCCCAAAGCCAGGUUUUGCAUGGUCUACAACUACCCGGUCACACGCUAUGUACAACACACAACAACCUGUGGAUAUAGUACCGGCACUCACCAAUGGGCUCAGUGGUAAAAGCCAAUCAAACCCUCCGCUAUCAAAGCCGGUCAGCAAAAGGCGAGACACGCCCAAUGCGAAGGGCCGUGAAGCGCAACGUAUCGGUAGUCGUACGCAUGGCAUAGAUCGCACAGAAACACGUAUAAGUGGAGCGAGCAUACACGGUACGCGCUCACACACAAAAGAGGGUCAACGCUCCGGCCAUGUGCGGAGUUCAACCUCAGCGAAGAAGAAUAACAAUGACGUGGCGUCUCAACGAGGUAAGCAACUCAGUAGCAGAGCCCUGGCCGCUAGUAGAAAGGAUGCAUUCUGCGCCAAAGAUGAGACGAGUGGUAUUAACCGCGGUGCUCCUAAAAGUAUUGUCGGAGACAAAGGGCCGGUAACGAACCCCGACAGCAAAGCGUCUGGCAGGGCUGAUGGCUUAUGGAGUAGCAUAUUGAAAGCCCCCGCCCGAAAUGACGAUGGUAUCAAAUGUGUCAAAGGUGUCAAUGGUGCGACACAGAGAUCGUCGGAUACCGGAGCAACGGCGCGCAAGCCUGCAGCAGUCCCUGCAUGGCCUAGCUUGACACAGGGCAACUCCUCCGGCGCACCCCACACUUUAAAAGCAUCGGGUGCAAAUAAGUACAUUAAACAGGCACAGACGAAGCCCAAACCCGCACCAAGGAAGGCGCCGAAGAUGGGGGAGGGGCAUGCGGUAUCGCUCUUUGAUCUGGUACACAUUCGUCCAGCCAGGAUAUCAUCCCGUGCCAAAAUUUCCACACACUUAGGCUCCCAAGCACCUACAAACAGUCGAGCACACUAUAAAAACCCACUCCUUGAAGCUGCGAGUGACAAGAAAGGUAGACGUACCGCCACAGCCAAUCCGCUAGACUCCACGGCGUCUGUGCGACGCAGAGGCAAGGAGCGGCUGACGGCCAAGAAGAAACGACCCACAGCUAUGCGCAAGAUUAUACAAGCAGAUAAGGAGAAACAAAGGAAGUGGCGUACAGCAGCGGUGUUAUCUGCGACGUUAGAGGCACUCAAGCAAGCAGAAAUAAACAAACAGUUAGAAUUAGAUGCAUCCUAUGAGGUGGCGAGGCAGUCGGUAUCACCCAACCUAUCAGAAAUGAAUGAGCAGUCUGAAUCACACGAUAACUCUGGGGUGGAUGCUGUAGCAUCAACUGACAAAGAGACGACUGGGGAGGGUGGCUGCCAGCUAAUUGACGUGUUGAGCAAUGUUUCACCAUCGGAUACAGCUUACACUGGUGGAGACACUGGUUUAGACGUGGGGACAGAUAUGGGCUCUGAUAUCAAGACUGUUGCAGGUGAGAAGAACGCGCACGAUGUCAUUGGCAGCCAGGAGAUGGGUAGUCACAACAAUACAGGAGGAGUGACAGAGUGCGUUGUAGAGACUACGGUUGGUAUUGGCGUUGGUGACUUAGAGCGCGACAGUGACAUUGCGCAUCGGGAAGCUGGUACAUUUACUCUUACACCACAGAAAUCACCUCUGCCUCCAACGGAUUCUCGUACCAGUACUAUUGAGCAAGGCAAUAAUAGAGGACCUUCUCACGCGGAAAGGGCUGCGAUAGCGGAUAUACCACCAGAAUCGAGUAUCAUCAAAUCAGGACGGAUUGACACAGACAGCACUGCCCCUGCAGCAAAACCCGUUGUGGCUGGGAACAACACACCACACCCAACAGGCACUACACACACACCACCAGAUGGAAAGGGAAACAGCACAGCUUACAUCCAGGACAGAGAGGUACAAUACGCGACGCAAUACGAGGAGAAGGACAUCGCCGGGGACGUUAUAGCUACCGAAGGACAACAUCAUACGGCGCCAAAGCUGACAAGUGAAGAACCUGCCUCAGUGUCUGACAAUGAACCCAGAUCGAAUCAUAAUCACAGCUUUGCGUUCUCCGCCAAUGCUGGGGAGUUUGUGCCGAGGCGUCCUCCGACAGGACACUGGGGCCAGGAUGCCUCGCAAUCCAUGUCAACAGCUUUGCUGGAUAAGCCGCAGCCCAAAUCAGCACCAUUGAUACACACACAGAUGCCAAUCAUGCGGAAAGCCCCGCUUAUUCAGACACCAGAGCCUUCUACUCGCCCACUAUUAGGCUAUCGUAGUAUUUUAUCAGGUGCGAACCCUGUACAAACGCCACAGGUUUCGACUGUACCACGGGAGAGUGCGCUCUCACAGCCCAAGGAGCCUCAGCCACGUACGCCGUCGUCAUCACAACAAGCUAAACGCAAAAAAAAGCAGAACACGAAAUCCAGUAAACAUGUACCCAGGACUGACUCGGCUGUAGAUCACGAUGUAUCAGGACUGGCACAACCAGUUGACCAGUCAUCUCAAAGCCAAGAGUUGGCUCAUACGACUUUCCUCUCCAGGACAUCAGCAGAAGCAACUAUAAAGCAGGAGUUACAACCUGUUGCUACUGCAAAGAUACCCUCCAAAAAGGGCAACAGCUUAGGAAUAGAUACAAGCAAGCAGGCGACAUCUUCUCCGCACACGCCACAAGAUGUUAGAGUGCACACGAUGCCUGGUGAGGGCGAGUUCGCGCCAAUUACGACAGAAGGAAUCACUAACACUCACACGAACAAAAGCAAGACGAACAAGGGAAAGGGAAAGGCAAGGGCAAAGACGGGAACGGAGGGACCCGCCAAGCAUUUCCAUCUCAGCCAAUCACAACUCAUCGCUGCGCGUGUGGCAGAUCACGACUUCUUCCACCGGACUGUGACGUUGGAGAACACCUGCAAGUACAAUGCGAUCGGCAGCACUCACAGUGCUAAGUUCCGCGGCUACUGCCGUAACCGGGUCACCAAAGAGCUGUUGGCAUCAACCGAGCAGCUUACGCGGGAAAUUUCACUCAUGCAUCACAAGAAGCUCAAGGUGGACGAAGCUAAGGCAAACUACAGGAAAAGGUAUGCGAAAGGCAUCCGAGAGGUUCAAAAGGCGCUGAAGACUGGCGUGGUACGCUGCGUCAUCCUCCCUACAGAUGUAGAGAAUGUGCGUAUAGACAACGGACUGAAUGACCAGUUACGAACGCUGAUCGAUUCUUGUGCGACAAAAGGCAUUGAGGUCGUAUAUGCGAUGACCAGGAAGUCCCUGGGCGACUGCCUGAUACCAAAAGCGCCCGUCUCGGUUGUCAGCAUCCACGACUACAGCGGCACACACGUGGCCUACAAAGCACUGCACAAGGAGCUGGAGGAACAACAACGAGCUUAUGCUCACCUGAUCAAUGUGCACGCCAAGACCUGCGAUACGAAGUGCGAGGCCAGGGCGAAGCUCCAACGCGCGCAACGGGUGCAAGUUAGUGGGGAGAUACGGGUGGUGGUGGUGCAAGAGGAGAACAUUAUUAUUCAGCCGCGGCAAAAGCACGUGUAUGAGCUGUGUGUUACUGAAGCACAACUCAAAGCAGGGCAGUCGCAUAAAGCGUUUAAAGGUGACCAAGGGAAGGGCGAAGUAGCCGCCGGUUGUGAGAGCAGAUCAGACUCUCAUGAUGAUGUGGAGACUGCGACAAGCUCCGAAGAGUCAGGGAAUUCCAACAAGACAUUGAGAAUAAGCUGCGCAUUUUCAACGGAUAAUGGCGAUAUCCGUUUUGGUGUUAGUAGGCAAACGCGGGCUACAUCUGGAGACGGCGCAGAUGGGGCUGAGGUGACCACUGGCAGUGUUUCAGGAGCCGAUGUGUGUGUAGUGGAGGCCAAAAGAGUUGCCAGUGAUACCUCUCAGUGCACUUUCGAUUGGGCGUUGGAGGAAUCGGGAGUGUUUGUUCUGGAGUGGGACAACGGCUACUCACGGUCCAAGAGCAAGGUUCUGCACUUUACAAUAGAGAAACUGUGGUCUUCUUCGUAG
Messenger RNA from Sphaeroforma arctica JP610, 4148 nucleotides. RefSeq lists its product as hypothetical. Gene Ontology annotation, biological process: selenocysteine incorporation. Bases 174 to 4148 code for a protein of 1324 amino acids. NCBI's taxonomy places the organism in Eukaryota, Ichthyosporea, Ichthyophonida. The transcript is spliced from 6 exons. Gene Ontology annotation, cellular component: ribonucleoprotein complex. Gene Ontology annotation, molecular function: ribonucleoprotein complex binding; mRNA 3'-UTR binding; selenocysteine insertion sequence binding. The record is from RefSeq and is a predicted model, not a curated record.